This is a messenger RNA of Phytophthora sojae, 1833 nucleotides long. RefSeq lists its product as hypothetical. Bases 1 to 1833 code for a protein of 610 amino acids. Lineage: Eukaryota; Oomycota; Peronosporomycetes; Peronosporales; Peronosporaceae. Gene Ontology annotation, cellular component: nucleolus. The transcript is spliced from 2 exons. The record is from RefSeq and is a predicted model, not a curated record. Gene Ontology annotation, molecular function: nucleic acid binding; ATP binding.
AUGGCGCAGCAGCCCAAGGUGAGCGAGACGCUGCUGGACGGACAGAAGCCCUUCGCCGAGUGCGAGUUCGGCCUGGACCGCCGCCUCACCAAGGCGGUGGCCAAGAUGCGCUUCGUGCACGCCACGCUGGUGCAGGUGCACUGCAUCCCGCUGGCGCUGCAGGGCAAGGACCUGCUGGUGCGCGCGCGCACGGGCUCCGGCAAGACGGCGGCCUUCGCGCUGCCGCUGCUGCACAAGAUCCUGCAGCACAAGCAGGACGCGCCCGCCAGCGAGCCGGUCGUGCGCGCGCUGGUGCUGGUGCCCACCAAGGAGCUGGUGGAGCAGACGCGCCGCCACAUGAUGGAGCUCAUGUACUACUGCCAGGACACCGUGAGUCUGCUGGCCCUGGGCGGCCAGAGCAUGAACGCCCAGCAGGCGCUGCUUCGUGACGCGCCCGACGUGCUGGUGUCCACGCCCGGCCGCCUCGUGGCGCACCUGGAGGCUGGCAAUUUGACGCUCAAGGACUCGGUGCAGACGGUCGUCAUUGAUGAAGCCGAUCUGGUGCUGUCUUUCGGAUACGGAGAGGACAUCCGUACUAUCUUCAAUGCGCUACCGAAGGCCUGCCAGACGUUCUGCAUGUCGGCGACGCUCAGCCCGGAGCUGGAGAAGCUCAAGCGCUCCGUGCUGCACAACCCUGCCGUGGUGAAACUCGAGGAGGGAGCUACGGACGGAAAAUUGCAGCAGUUCUACCUGCCCGUGAAGCCCGCCGACAAGGAUCUGCUGCUGUACGCGCUGCUGCGACUUGGUGUGGUGAGCGGCAAGGUCAUCUUCUUCGUGAACUCGACGGACGCGGCGUACCGACUCAAGCUUUUCUUCGAACAGUUCGUGAUUAAGAGCGCCGUGCUUAACGCAAAGCUGCCGCACAACUCUCGUCAGCACAUUAUUGAGGAGUUCAACCGCGGCCUGUUUGACUACCUCAUCGCUACGGACGACAGUGUGGACCGUGACGAACAGGAAAAGAAGACAGUGGGCUCCAAGCGUGGUCGUGCUGACGAAGGCUACGGCGUGUCGCGCGGUGUUGAUUUCCGCGGUGUGCAGUUUGUUAUUAACGUGGACUUCCCGAAGAGCGUGCGUGCCUACACCCACCGCAUCGGACGUACUGCGCGUGGUGGCGCCUCUGGUACUGCGCUGUCGCUGGUGUCCAAGGAUGACCCGAAGGAAGAGCGUGCGCUGAAGCGCGUCCAGGCUAGGCAGCAGGCUGUCCGUUCCGAGUCGAAUGAUGUUAUCGCGCAGCCCGCUGAGCUUGCGUUUGACCUCAAGGAUAUUGAUUGCUUCCGAUACCGCGUGGAAGACGUUCGUCGUGCUGUCACGCGUGUGGCAGUGCGCGAAGCACAACUGGCUGAUGUCAAGAAGGAGAUGCUCAACUCGGAGCGCCUGGCGGCACACUUCCAGGCUAACCCGCGCGAUCUGAACAUGCUUGAGCACGACAAGGUGGUGGGUUCGGCACCGGUCCAGCCCCAUUUGGCUACCAUCCCGGACUACCUGGUUCCUAUCGAGCUGCAGCCGCCGGCACCAUCGCGUACCAAGAAGAAACACAACAAGCACAACAAGCGUCAGCGCCUCGCCGACGGCAAGCGCCGUACGGACAACGACCCGCUGCACACGUUCGUGGCUCCUGAUGCCAAUGACGACAAGAAGCAGACUGUGGAGGAUCGUAUCAGCUACGGCAACUCGGGCGUGGGCAAGAGUACUGCUGGGCGUCAGAAAUGGAAGAAGCAGCACCGCAAGGGCCACUUCAAUCCCAAAACGAUUGCCAAGAAGAAGUACAAGAUGAGCAAGGGCGCAACUCAUUAA